GAACCUUGGGUUGAUGUAUCUAUGGAUUUUUUUUUGGGCUUACCAAGGUCAAAAAGAGGCCACGAUUCUAUUUUUGUUGUUGUUGACAGGUUCUUGAAGAUGGCACACUUCAUUCCAUGUCAUAAAACUGACGAUGCAACCAAUAUUGUGGAUCUAUUCUUCAAGGACGUUGUUCGUUUACAUGGCAUUCCAAGGACUAUUGAUGGGAAUCAAGACGACAGCAUAUCUACCACGUCAUGUGAUCCAUUACACACCCAAGGAGGUCCAGUCACGCGAGCUAAAGCUAAGAAGAUGCAUGAAGCUAUAAAUGGCUUAUUGAGCAGAUCUGGGUUGAAAACAACAUACAACAAGAAAAUCGAAGCUUGGAUGAUUAUCAAGGCAUGAUAAACAUCAUUCAGGUUCAAGAGAAGCUUAAUUAAGGUCAUUUAUGCUAAAUUACACAGUUUGCGUCAAUCUCGCAAUUCUGUCACAAUUUGUAACAAACUGAUAUUUCAUGUUACUUUAGGCUACUUUUAGUGAUUUUCACCUUUUUUUAUAUUAUUUUGGGCUAAACAUUCAUUUAUUU
This is a messenger RNA of Rubroshorea leprosula, 565 nucleotides long. NCBI's taxonomy places the organism in Eukaryota, Viridiplantae, Streptophyta, Magnoliopsida, Malvales, Dipterocarpaceae. The record is from the annotation of a GenBank genome assembly.